Molecule: messenger RNA, 2514 nt
Organism: Papilio machaon (common yellow swallowtail)
Lineage: Eukaryota; Metazoa; Arthropoda; Insecta; Lepidoptera; Papilionidae
Exons: 9
Coding region: 238-2307 (689 amino acids)
Molecular function (GO): protein binding
Source: RefSeq, a predicted model, not a curated record
ACUCUUGUGGAAAGACGUCACAUACAUUGUGGUAUAUGAGAUUUCGCGAUUUUAGUGUUUCACCAACAAAACAAAAUACUCAAAACUUAACGUUUUGUGUUAGUGUCAUCAUUUUGAAGCAUAUGGACUGGAUUACAGUGUAUUGAGUGACAAUGCUUUAGUGAUAAACAACUUGUGUAAGUGAAAAAGAGAGACACCAGAUGAGAUUCCCAACUCUGUGACGAGAAAAAAUUACAUAUGUUGAAUCACCUUCUAAUUAUGGGAAGUGCAGAAGGACAACACGAAAAACAGAACAUACCAAUGGCUGAUACCGAUAAAAGAUCAAUUAAAAAUAUCCUCAAGAAACCAUUCCGGGUUCUAUUCCAAAAGGAAAAGAAGAAAGAAAAGAAACAAGAAGUAAAAGAAACUAAACCAAUAAACGUAACUCAAGUAUCUGAACUAUUGGAUAACUUACAGAAACUGGAAAUUAAAGAAGAUGAUGAGUUAGCAAACUUCUCUUACAAAGUUAUAAAAGAUGAAGAAAGAAAUCCAGUACGAACUGAUUCUCAUUCAUCAGAAGAUAGUGGUUAUUCAGAAAAGGCACAGGCAGAUGAGAAAGAAGAAGAAUUGAUUGAAUCAUUAAAAGAUUUGAAAGUAACAAAAGAUGAUGAAGAUAAGAGAAAGAAGAAAUUACAGACCGUAUAUAUUGUAAGAGGACCGACCAAAACUAAACUUAUUGAUAGCAGGACUUCAAUACAUCCGUAUGGUACAAGUCAGGACACUGUUGAGAGUAAAUAUAGACAGAUAAGUCAAGUCAAUAAGCAUACAUUAUCAGGUGGUCACGUGAUAACGAAAUGUACAUCAACGGAAUACCAACCAGACAUAACCACCGUAUUGAAGCAAAUAGACAAAGACGUGCAGAAUUUCCAACAAAACUCGGAGCAAGACCGAGAAAGAGAUUGGCUUGUUGCUAUGGAAUUCUUAGCAAAAACCGAAAAAACAAAUAUAUUACAAGGUUUCCCCGAAGAUGAAAUAUCCCAAGAAUUCAACGAAAUCAAAUCCUACCCAACAAAAGAACCAGAACCGAAUCCAAUUGAAGAAUUCUCAACAGCAAAUCAUGCAGCUUACGAAGAAUUCACCGAUUUAGAAUUGGCAUCUAUAACUGAUUACAUAGACAAUUCUCGAAACGACAAAUCUAUAUUCCCAACACCACCACGUUCUGAAACUAUGACCAGUCCUAUAUCAGAUGCUUAUAAUACAUUAUCACCUGAACUUUCAUCACCAUUAUAUAAUAGUGAUAAUGAAAAAUAUCAAGAUAUACAAGAGGUGAUUGAAUUCCCAAAAUGUGUGACUAGUCAUGAUUUUGAUAGAACAAAGAAGGAAAGAACAUCAACUUCUUCGAUGACAUUGAAGCAAUAUAAAGAUUUGCAGAAGGAUAUAUCUACGGAGUUCUUGAAGAAGAUUUGCUGCCAGAGUAAUAGAAAGACUUGCAGACAGAUAUUUUUAGAACAUAUGGAGAAAUUGAAGAAGGAAGAUAGGAAAGAUUUGUGCGUCAAAGUAGCAAAUUUGGAUUUGAAGACGGCGUAUGGUGUACUACACCACAUCCUGCUAAGUCUCUCCUCUAGUGACAAAGAAGAAGACGUUCAGAUGUCCCUUUUCAGCCUUAUUUGCGAAAGGGUCAUGGCGCAAAAUUCUGUGCUAUUCCUUAGCGAUUUCGGUCUAAGCCUCAUCAAGUCGUCAGCUCUACGCUGUUACAAGCGUCCUAUACUGACCAGAUAUUUGGUACACUGUGCGCGUACCGCACUCAAGUUCAACGCACCCCCGCCUGGUACUGAAUACCUGUUCCAUGAGGUUGAUGCUUUGGGUGAUAACUUGUUAAUAGCUUGUGUGAGAGCUGGUGAUAUUUGUGCGGACGUUCUUUAUGAGUUGAUGAGAAAGGAAAAUGGUGAAUUACCUCUCUUUGAUGUUCACCACACUAAUACUGAUGGUUAUACAGCUUUGCACGUAGCUUGUAGUCUUCAUAGUUCUGAAUCACCCAAACUACAUACAGUACACGUUUUGUUACAACAUGGUGACGCUGAUGUAUGGAAAGGAGACGUGAAAGGCGGUGACACAGCUGUCCACUUGGCCAUCAACUCGCCGACAUGCGAUUUGAGACUUGUCAUGAUAAUUUUCCGACACAUCGAUAGGAAAAUGUGGAAGAAACUUGCGCACGUACAGAACAGAAGUUCGGUGACACCUCUUGAAUAUGCUCGUUCUGCUAUAAAAUCUUCAACCAGACAGAAUUAUCCUCACGAAGUACUGGAAUUCUUGAAGAAAUGCCGUUGAAAUAUAUCCUUUAUAUCUAUUAAAAAUAAAGACUAAUUUACUGUGAAAUCCGACAACAUUGACUAUUGUAUUGACAUGUGGCGAUACAAGUACAAGAUAGUUGACAGUCACAGUCAAAUUGACACAUAUCUUUAAAUUUAUUUAACCCGGUGGACAUAAGUUAAACUAAAUUAUGUAAGCACACUAGCGCCACCCUCUCAAUGUCAC